UGGGUCUUAUCCUUAUAGUCCUCCCUUCGGACGGUUUGUCUACUCAGUGUCUCGUCAUGCUACCCAGACUGCUCUCUUCCCAAGACUGCAGGGAAAGACAUAGUCCAUUCACUAGCUAAGAUGAGAUUACAAGAGCUGCAGCAUACCAUUUUAGAAGGCAUGCAUAUGCAGUCUUGUGGGGCAUCUGGAUACCCUUUAUUUGGCAUCACUUAUGGAGAAGCGAGUGCGGAGAGAACCCUCACUUGACCAUAUAAGAUGCCCUGUAAAUGAUCUCUGUGGUCCAAUCAUUCCAGUAUACAAAAUAUACACUUAGGCUGUAAAUAGCUCUCCUGAGAAUCCAUAUAUUGUAUUUUUCCCUGUGUCUCCCUGUAAUGUGAGUAAUGGUUAGAAGUUCCCCUACCUAGAAGUGAGAAGCACAAACAGCAAAAUGAGAGGCAUGGAAAAAUAGAAACUGAAAGAACCCUCCUUCACUGUUUUCCCCCUUCACCCUGUCCUCAUUCACGCGUCUGUCCUGCCUCACACCUUGUCUUGCCCUCGCUCGCACACAACACACACUCUCUUCUUUCCACCCACCAUAUCAACCCUGGUUCUUUUCCCAUAUCCUCUCUCUUUGUGUAUCAUUCUCUCAUUCUCCUAUGGAACAUCGUGAAAGUAUUCAGGCUGUCAAAAUUGAUUCCUUUCAGGUUCCCUGUCAAGGAAAAAUUCAGGUUCGACGUCACACUCCGAUAAAAAUGUCCACUCAGAGCACCUCCGACAUGAAGGAAAACAAGCAGCAGAAGCCGUACCAGGAAUCUGAGUCCUACGCCGAGUCCACUGGGCCAGGUGAGGGAAGACAUACUCUUCGUAUCCAUCCGAAGGCCGCAGCACGUUUCGAAGACGCUGUCGCCAUCCCUCGCCAGCUAAUGGGGGCAUCAUCUCGUAGGGGACCAGCUACUGCUCUUGUCUCAGGCAAGAAAGCUGGAGCUGGCACCCAGGAAAAGUCAUCUGGUGCUUAUAAUGACGACAAAACGGCUGGCGCAAUCGCUAAUUCGAAGAUGGCCUCUCCACUGCAGGACGUGUCACGUCUGGCUGGCGAUGAUGGUAAGUCCUCCUCUGCCUUAUAACAACCCUGAAGCAAAAUACAGUACUAAUCCCCCAGUCCUUCACAAAGAUCACAACGACGGUAAUAAAAAGAAAGACGCGAAGAAGUCCAGGGUCGCUGCCCUCGCGUCUAAAUUCAGUCUCAAAGACCUUGCAAAGGAGUAUCGCAAAGGUGGCCCGGCUGAAAACAUGCCCAGUCUUCCUACCGGUAGCGAGGCAUCUCAUGCCUUCGGUGAGGAAAAGCUUUACAUACCUCAACCAAAGAGAUCUGCCAUUGAACCACUGUCAGCUCCCGCCUGCAAUCCUGCCAAGGAGUUCGAUCGAUCCCUUCCUCUGGGAGGAGAUCCACAGAGCGCCAUGUUUUCUUCACGCACAUGCUCCGGUCUGAUGCAAAGUGGAAUACAAGUCGAGCCUGGCGCCCAAGGAAACGAGAGAUUCUUGUCUGAUACAAGCCAGGGUACUGACUCUCUAUAUUCUGAAGAAAAGAGCCGUUUCAAUGAUAAUGGUGAGUUAUCUUCCCGUAACGAGCUUUCUCAGAUGGGGGCUCCCGGUCCGAGCAUAGUGACUGGACAGAGAACGGAGACCAACCCCAAUUUGACAUUCAAAUUUCCUGCCGACAACAGCUCCCAGUCGUUCGUGGAUGCAGUGUCAAACAUCCAAGCUCCCAAACCCGCAAAUGUUUGGUUCCCUAAUAACGGAAGCCACGGGAGCGGCGAGGAUGAGGAUUCAAGGCAUUAUGAACUCUCCGACCCUUUCGUUGUCUCGAGCAAUAUGGACAGUGAUGGGCCCUUGAUUAACGAAAAGAGAGAACGAUUCGGCUUCGUCCCCACGGCACCCGCUUUUGAACCUGCAGCGCCUCGACCCUACAACGGACCUUUCCACUCCGCAGCCCCAGCUAUGGCCGGCAUCCCGGGACCCCCUGGGAUGACAACCCAGGGAGGUUACGGGCCACCUCCGUUUAAUCCAAAUACCCAGGAUGGUGUCUCUUUCGAAUAUCAACUCUCGUCCCAUGUGGACAGCCUCCACCACCAUCUGGGUACCGUGGUGAACCGAUUGCAUAAAGCGUUGAUCGAGACGCAUAACUUGUCCUCAAGCCAGCUCGUAACACGUUGUGAUGCAAUGCUCGACCUUUGUAACCUCCUCAACUCUAGGAUAAUGAGCCAGAGCGAUGCGUUACGUCAAGUACAAGGCAAAGUCAGCGAGCUUCAGAGACAACUGGAUUCACUUAGACAGGAAAACCGGCAGAUGGAACAGCGUCUCGCAGAAAAGGUGAAACGCGAGGUAGUAAAAGCUAAGUCGGAGAUCACGAAAAUGCCACGCUCGAACCUCGAGGCUGUCUGCACUGGGUCACUGGCCACCGUUACACGUGUAGCGGCAGACAAUGAUAUGAACGUUAACACGAUAGACGAAUCGAAGGGAGCUGAGCCUGAUGAAAAGACUAAGUCGAACAAACUCCCCACCUCGAGGAGUGGUACUUCGCUUCACAGACGCGCAGGCCAGAUGACGGUUGGCAACGACACUGUUCCAACCCCAACUGCUGCCUUUCGCACACCUACUGGUCCCGAGGAAGAGAGAAACAGCACGGACGAUGUCCAAAGCAGAGGAUACCAGCGUAGGAGUUUGUUAAACCCUGCUGUCGAAUCGUCCGGGAGCCCGACCCCGAGGCCAGCCAGGCCAGAAGCUAGGGCUGACCUGAGAGUUGAGCCCCUGGAGAGUAUGUUGACUAUCUCUAAGGGCCCACGUAGUCUCAAGAGCGUUAGCCAAUGUAGUAUGAGAGAAAGGACGAAUGGUGGACGGAAUAAAAAGGGCGUUUGGAGCUUUAGGAAGAGAAAGGCAGAAGCCCCACACGAAAACUCUCACAGUGAAUGCUACAGUGACGCCAGUGCUUUCUCAACUUCCUCUUCAACACCUCCCGUUCCCCCUGUCCCCCUUGUCCCAGGAAUACCUGGCGCCUCGGAGAACGCUAGUCCCAGCAACAUCCAUCCUGCGCUGAGAACGCAGGAGCAGCAGCGGAUCAUGCGCGCGCGAGAGAUUCAGCGCAAUAUCGACCAGAAUCGGAUUCUGCCCAGACCAGCAACUCCUUUACCGGCUCACAGAGGAAAUCCUCUGGUGCCAUCUCAUCCUGAGCAGCCCCUUGGCUACAGGCAGAUGACUAUGUACAACCAACCCGCCGGGAAUCCGCUGUAUUCAGUUCUCCAACAUCCCGCGCAUCUAAGUCCUGACAGCAGCGUUCAUGCAGUGUCUGUCUUCGACACUCCUCCUAGUGCCUUCCACCUGUCUGGAGCCAUGCCUCCUCAUACAUCAUCUCCUGGAGCCUUCGGGCCUGCGCCAAGGACUCCAUUCCCUUUCACCAUGCAGCCACCGUUUAACGUCAGCGAGCCCGAUCCGCUUCAUCUACCAUCCCCCUGGUUGUCACACCUUCAUACACAUCCUGUUUUCGCAGGACAUAUUCCGCAUCCCGCGCAGGCCAACCAGGCAGGUGAUGAUGCGGGGCGUGGAGGAUCCGAAGAUAAGAAAUAAUCGACGACAUUACGAACGACGGAAUUCGAAACGAAAAAUUGCAAAUUGGCCCGGAUAGGAUCUUCUUUUUCUUUUAUUACCUUCCGAGGCGAUUUCCAUUCCGUCCGUUGACACUAACCGCCGGCCUUCUCGUACGUCAUUUCGAUCGUUGUUGAGAAGCGGGCUGCUA
Molecule: messenger RNA, 3769 nt
Organism: Monascus purpureus
Lineage: Eukaryota; Fungi; Ascomycota; Eurotiomycetes; Eurotiales; Aspergillaceae
Source: the annotation of a GenBank genome assembly